CGCGACCCCGUGGUGAGUGGACAGUGUGCACCGACUCCUCCCGCCUUCUCCUCCUCCUCCCGGGCCGCCUUCGCUCCUCGACCCUCCUGGACGCCCCCGCAGGACAACUUCAGGAGAGAGACGCCCUUGCGGUGAGAUAUGUGGAGUAUGGAUCUGAAGGGAGCGCAGGAGGCUUUCCUGGCGGUGCUGCAGCAGAUCCCUCAGCCAGAGACCCGCAAGGCUUUCCUAGCAUGGGUAGAUGACACCUGGAUCAGAGGAGUGCCACCAACACUGAUGGUAUGCCCACCACCAUGUCCACCUCCACCUUUAGUACCUGGCUGCACCUCAGACUACAGCAGUGGGGACGCCAAGCUGAGAAAGAUUGCCGAUGACCUGCGAGAAAUUAUGCCACUCAAUGCUAUUCUUCCGACUGAGCAAAUAACUUUUCCAUCUGUAGGGGAGAAUGCAGACUGUGACCCAUCUCAUACACUUCAUGUUGAUGCAUUCCUGUAUGAUGAAGAUAUGGUGGAUGAGCUGUGUGACACAGGAGAACUCGCUCGCAACUACUGCGUUGAUUGCUCCUCUCAUAACACACAACCAAUCACUUACAUCAGCCACUCAGCUUCACGAGAGAGACUAGCCUACAUUUUCCGAGCAUUGCUCCCACCUAUACCCGAGGACACCAUUUUACUGGACAUAGGCUCAAGAUUAGGGGCAGUUUUGUAUGGGGCAUAUAUUUAUAGCAAAUGCAGAAGAAUAGUGGGUGUAGAAAUUAAUCAAGAUUUAUGUCAAGUUCAGCAAACAAUUAUCAACAAAUAUCAGUUCCAGGACCGUGUACAAGUUGUAGGAGGUGACAUACAAGAGCAAGCAGAAAUUGUGCGUGCUGCAGACAUUAUAGUUCUCAAUAAUGUUUUUGAGUUCUUCAUGCCACCUGCUGUUCAAGCUCGCAUCUGGGCUUUCUUAAGGAGUAAUAUCAAGAAAGGAUGUUUGCUGGUCACCAUUCCCUCCCUAGAAGACUCUCUGCAGUAUAUAGAUUGUGGCUUCCGUGUUCAAGAAUGGGCCCGAGAGCUUCCACCACACGACCCCAAUAUCACAGCACCAUUUGACUUCCAGAGUGAGACUUCCGAGGUGAAGCUAUAUCAAAUCAUUUAAGUUAUAGAAGUGUCCAAAAGUGUCUUGACCUGAAACUAUGUCUUUGAGAAAUGUAAAGAAUAUAUUUUAAGUAUAUUGGUGAAGUAUGUUUCAUGCUACAAGAGUGAAAGACUUAUCAGUCAUAAUUUUAGUGUUUUUUUUUUUUUUCCUCUCUUUCUUUUCUUUUCUUUUCUUUUUUUUUUUCUUUGUUUUUUUCCAAUAUCAGAAAAAGCUCCUUUCAAUAGGAAUGUACGUUGGAAGUCAUUUUAACAAGGGCGCAAUCACCAAGUAUUUCCCAGAACAGAUUUGCAUUUGAUUGCUAUGAACAGAAACCAGUCUGGACAGUAUAUGGGAAAAAUAUAUUUAGAUACAAAUAUUCUGACUGUAUCCCUUUUGCCAAAGACUUGAGCAUUUUGGAUGUUCAUUGUUUUGUGAUGUCAUCAAAGUGUAGAAGACUUCUUUUGCUUGUGUACUGUUUUAAGUACAUAACUUAUGUAUAUAGUAUGAAAAGAGUGCCAUGCCAUGUUUUUUAUGCCUUCUCAUUUUUGUUGUUAGGAAUGAGGUUUACAGUGUGUAAGACUGCAGUAUCCUUUUGUUUGAGACAAUAUUAUGUGAUUGUCAUUCCUGUCAGAUUGCCUCUUAAAAGAGAAAAUAUGGUCUAGAAUCAUAUGUCAAUAAGAUUAAGUUGUUAUUUAUUUUUAUACCGUAAGGCAUAUAGAGAUCAGGCACAUGUUAUUUUUUCUGCUGUUUGUGCUUUGAUAUCUGAUGCGACUGGCUGAGUUGAUUAGAUCAGUAAUAUAAAUAUCAUCGGAUGUAAGGAUUUCGUAUCUGGCUUCCAUAACUGUAUGUGCCUUGAGACCUUGUUGAGUGAACACAGAUUGUUGACCCAAAGUUGCACGCUGUACAGAGUUUGUGCUAACCAUGAAAGACAUAUUCCACCUCCACAAUAAUUCUUUCUAUUUUAAUGUAUUUGCUAGAUCCAGAAAGGGACUCCUAAAAAACAAAAUGGCUGGGAAGGAAAAUGAGAUGAUACCUGCUGUCUUUAUCGUACCGUACACCUCACACUUUUGCAUCAGAGAAACGUACUCCAACCCACAUUGGAUAGGAAUGUCCUCGCAAACAAUUUACAGGAGAACUGAUCGUCACAUUUGUCUCACUUGGAAACACUGGCUUCCUAUAGCCUGAGUGUGAUGUUCUUCCUGAUAGUGUAACAGUUUUUCCCCCUAUCUUUCUAGUUCCGUUGGUGACACAUGCGGAAAUUUAUCAUAAGAAAUAUGAAGUUAUAGUCUUAGUCCCACACCUGUUUAGUUAGUAGCAUUUUUUCUUAUCCUUUCAGUAUUCCAUUUCUCCUUUUUUUUUUUUUUUUUUUUUUUUUUUUUUUUCCUUUUUUUUUCCUUUACAUCUUCUAUCCCUCCUCCUCCUCCUCCUUCUUCUUCCCCCCUCUGCCUCCUCCCCCCCUCUGCCCCCUCCCCCCUCUGCCCCCCCCCCUCUGCCUCCUCCUCCUCCUCCCACCUAUCCCUUCUUAAGCUCUUGCUUAGGCAUUUUUCUGUUGUUGUUGUGAUAAUAUGUCAUUUAUUAUCUAAUUGUUGAUGUGAAAUGCAGGGAAGAAAGGACAUAGAAAAUGCUAAACAUCAUUCAAUAAAUGUUUAUAAUGAUUUAUAAAUGUAAUUUAAAAUAGCAGUCUUGGUAAAAUUCUAGUAUUAUUUAAUAUGAAUUCUACAGUGAAAGAUUUAUAUGAGCUAGAAAGUGGCAUUAAAUGAUAAUGUGCCUUGAUUUUCUUCUUUUUCUUUUUUUAAAGGGCAUUCAGUAAAUACUGACAUUUUUUGUGCUUUGUCAGUAGAUCCACAUUACUGACAUUGAUAACAGUGUUAUUUAUCACUGUUUGAAAUUGAUUAUGAUUUUGUAGAUGGCCACGGUGCUACUUGCAGACACAGUUUUCAGAGAACAAAUCUACUUUUACAUAAACCUUUUGUACAAAGCCAACAGAAAUUCCAUAAGUGCCCUCCAGUGCCAGGUCAGUAUAUCCAACCCUCCAAAAUAUAUUGGCCAGGGGAAUAUGUACACUUUUUUUGCAAGAGGUAGUUCUCUCUGGUAAAUUUCCCUGUGAAUGAUAGAAGCCAACACUAUAAGAAUAGUGAUCCAUUUAGGAUAGUUUUACAAUGUGGAUUUUCAGUCCAUUGUAUCAGCAAGGGAUUUGUUUGGCUAGCACCUCCUUAUAAGUGAUAUUUAACAGCUGAGACGAUAUGCAUUAUAUUGAACUUUCCUCAGUGAAAUAUGACAGAAUUGUAAAACAUAUAUUUUACGAUUUGGCCUCUUGAGUCCUUUACAAUCUCAUAAGUGCUAAAGAAACAAUACAAGCUACUAAAACUCCUUUUUUUUUUGUAAGUAUUGCUUAUAUUGACAGUGAUUCACUCUUUAUUUCAUACCAUUGCAUUGUACGGAACUUUCAGUGAUAUUUCAUUUCAUGUUACAUAUAUGUAUGUUGUGUGUCUCUAUGUAUGUGUGGACAAGGUAAAGAGAUCUUUCAAAGGAACAUCUCAUGGACUCUUAAUUUCCAUGAUCAAGGAUGAAAAUCAAGUACUUAUUGGCAUAUAUUUUUACUACAUUUGUAUCAAGUAAUCAUUGAAAAUCCUCUGAACCUGUAUGUAAAGUGUAACUUUUCUAAGUAACUGAAUUCAGAAUUUGUUUUUACAAAAGAUGAAAAUAAAACUGCUUUCAAA
Messenger RNA from Penaeus indicus, 3830 nucleotides. RefSeq lists its product as uncharacterized. The coding region runs from base 139 to 1131 and encodes 330 amino acids. Gene Ontology annotation, molecular function: methyltransferase activity. The record is from RefSeq and is a predicted model, not a curated record. Lineage: Eukaryota; Metazoa; Arthropoda; Malacostraca; Decapoda; Penaeidae. The transcript has 8 exons.